Molecule: messenger RNA, 7216 nt
Organism: Astyanax mexicanus (Mexican tetra)
Lineage: Eukaryota; Metazoa; Chordata; Actinopteri; Characiformes; Acestrorhamphidae
Gene: kcnab1a
Product: potassium voltage-gated channel subfamily A regulatory beta subunit 1a
Exons: 14
Coding region: 491-1687 (398 amino acids)
Biological process (GO): transmembrane transport; negative regulation of delayed rectifier potassium channel activity; potassium ion transport
Cellular component (GO): juxtaparanode region of axon; membrane; extrinsic component of cytoplasmic side of plasma membrane
Molecular function (GO): voltage-gated potassium channel activity; potassium channel regulator activity; transmembrane transporter binding
Source: RefSeq, a predicted model, not a curated record
UCUUCUUCCAGCACACAGGCUUUUUCUCACUGACCUGCUGAAGAUCCGCUCAGUGCUCUGUGUGUGUGUGUCUGCGUGAAGAUUCUCCACACACACACACACACUCCUGCUCACUUACACACAUACACACACACACAUAGACACACAUGCACACAUAGACACACUUACGCACACACCUUACACACACGCUCAACCUCAUUUAACAGCCACACAUGCACGCAUCCACAUGGGCAGGCUUUGAAACACACACACACACACUCACACACUGCAGAGGAGGGCAUCCGGACCCCUGCAUGAGAAGGAACUAACUUUGUGCCUCUGUGUGGACCGCGUGGACCCCCUCUCACACUCUCUCUGAGACACACACACACACACACACACACACACACUCAGCUCUGCGGAUCCUCUGCUGCAGUCAGGACCCUCUGCCCGGACUGACUCCGUUCCUCCUCUUGCGGACCCUCCUGGCUCUGUGCGUCUGCCGGUCGUGAUGCAGGUGUCCAUAGCCUGCACCGAGCACAGUCUGAAGGGGCGGAACGGAGACCAUGUCAAGCAGAGCUCCACCAGCCCCAGCGUGGUCAACGCCGCGCGGGCCAAGUUUCGCACUGUGGCCAUCAUCGCCCGCAGCUUCGGCUCCUUCACCCCCCGACACCACAUCUCCCUCAAAGAGUCCACCGGCAAGCACACCGGCAUGAAGUACCGGAAUCUUGGGAAGUCUGGAUUGAGAGUAUCUUGUCUAGGCCUUGGUACGUGGGUGACGUUUGGAGGUCAGAUUUCUGAUGAGGUGGCUGAGCAGCUGAUGACUAUCGCCUACGAGAGCGGCGUGAACCUGUUCGAUACAGCGGAGGUGUACGCAGCGGGAAAAGCUGAGAUCAUCCUGGGAAAUAUCAUUAAGAAGAAAUGCUGGAGGAGAUCCAGUUUAGUGAUCACCACCAAGCUCUACUGGGGAGGAAAGGCUGAAACAGAGAGGGGCCUUUCCAGAAAACAUAUAAUAGAAGGUCUCAAAGGCUCACUCCAGAGGUUGCAGCUGGAAUAUGUGGAUGUGGUCUUCGCCAACCGGCCUGACAGCAACACGCCAAUGGAAGAGAUCGUGAGGGCGAUGACCUACGUGAUCAACCAGGGAAUGGCCAUGUACUGGGGGACCUCCCGAUGGACAGCCAUGGAAAUUAUGGAGGCGUACUCCGUGGCCAGGCAGUUUAACCUCAUCCCGCCGGUGUGUGAACAGGCUGAGUAUCAUCUCUUCCAGAGGGAGAAAGUGGAGGUGCAGCUGCCGGAGCUCUACCACAAGAUAGGUGUAGGCGCCAUGACCUGGUCUCCACUAGCCUGUGGUAUCAUCACUGGAAAGUAUGAAAAUGGCAUCCCAGAGUCCUCCAGAGCUUCUAUGAAGUCGUACCAGUGGCUGAAGGAUAAGAUCAUGAGUGAGGACGGGAGGAAGCAGCAGGCUAAGCUGAAGGAGUUGGCUCACAUUGCUGAGAAGCUGGGCUGCACUCUGCCUCAGCUGGCUGUAGCCUGGUGUCUGAGGAAUGAAGGCGUGAGUUCUGUUCUGCUAGGAACCUCCAACCCAGAGCAGCUAACAGAAAACUUGGGAGCCAUUCAGGUCCUUCCCAAGAUGACCUCACACAUAGUGUCUGAAAUCGACCACAUACUUGGGAACAGACCCUACAGUAAGAAGGACUACCGCUCAUAGGGACGCAUUACGGACGAGUCACGGCCUCCUCAGAGCACCUCCUCCUUCUCCUCCUCCUCUUCUUCUUCCUCCUGGGUUUGGCCUCUCACAGGAACCCGAGAGAGCUGAGCCAUGUCUGCAUGAGCCCCCCUUACCCCAUACCUGCCCCCGGUAACUCUACUGGGAGGUCCCUACCCUCAGCUACCAUGCAGCCGAGCGAGGAGCACGGUGAUGACGAGAACCACGAGAACCACCGACCGAACGACAACACUCUGCACCAGUCGUCAUGUAGCAAGGUCAAGAGCUGCGCAUCUGCACCCUCAGACUCCGCCCCCUCCCCCCUAGUCCUUACCCCAUUGCUCAGUAAACUGUGAAGCACAGGAGCCACUGGAGACUCGCAGAGGGUCGCAGGGGCCGGAGGCGUGGAGCAUGUCGCCCUCUGCUGUUCAUAUAUGGGAGCUUUGUUGCCAUAAACUUAAGAAGAGGCGAGUUCCGUGCAUCUGUAGAUGCUGCCAUUUCGCCAGCCUUUGCCUGUUCCAGAACAGCCUGCAUUACUGAUCGCAUCGCAGAUUACUGACGUUAGUCGUGCGACUGACCACAUUUUGUGCUUCUGGCUUCUGAAACGUAGUGUAGAAAGUGUAUCUGAAGGAUAUUUUGCGCAACUGGCACACCGUGUAAAUACAUGCAAACCAACCUCAGCCUACCUGAUUAUAUUCAAUAUAUUAUUUAUAUAGCUUAUAAAUGAUCUUCAGAGACGUGUACAUAAUAGAAUCUAAGGAACAACCAGCACAUUUUAGCACAUUCAUUGCUGGGAUUGUGUGAGGAAGGCUACUAUUGUAUGUUCACGCAGCAGGUAAAAAAAAAGUGUCCCAAAUAAGAUAUAUAUAUAUAUUUUUUUUUUUCAUUUUAUGUAGUUUUGUAAUUUUUUUUCUAUCUGUUUAAUUUGACCUCUAUCCAAUAUGUUUCUUAGGAGUUUACGCACACACUAAUGAGCUGGCUUCACGUGAAGUUUCGGUUUCAUCUUCUCCAGCAUCACAGGAGCUAUCCAGCCUUUAAACUCGCUGUAAAAAAUAAUACAACAAUUGGUAUUGGCUGUGAUUUUUAAGCUUUAAGCAUUUAUAAUUAGAAACACAGCGCAAGCUUUCUUAUUAAGUUUGAACAGUUUGAACCCCAAAUAUAAAAUAUAUAUAAAGUCGGUUACCUCGCUAUCCUGCCACUGAAAGCCCAACUCACUUCUGUUGUCCAUGUCCCCUUCUUUUCACUGUCCUUUUUUCUUUUUAAAAUUAAAAUUCAUAUACAUUUUUAACUGGCUUUUUGGACUGAGUCGCAUUACCUUAAAUUAGAUAUGUAUCAGAUUUCACAAUAAGCAUAUAUAAGUGGCUUAAAUUAAAGGUGGGCAAUAUGACUAUUUUAUUGUGUCCUGAUAACUUUUCUUGUAUUGUAUUGACAAUAUACCUUAUUUUUAAAUAUCCAGCAUAUCAUCAGUGCUUAAAGAAAAUGGACCCAACUGUACAUUUUGUUACAGUGAGUGUACUUAGUUCUGUUUAAUUGGAAUUAAACGGUAUUGCAGUAUAUUUUAAAUAAUAAUCACUGUACUAAGUAUGGCAGAGUUUUUAAAUAACUUCUGAGCUUCUGAGGAUCUGUUGCUACUAUUGCAUUUUAACAGUGAUUAUUAUAGUGAUAUUGUGUAUAAAGACUUGUAAAUGUCUUUAAAUAUUGUGAUAUUUUGUUAUUGUCUGUUUUUUAUCAUAUCACUCAGCUCAAGCUUAUACAAAGCUCUGAAAAAAUAAAAAAAAGAUCACUUUAGUUUCUGAAUCAAUUUCUCUGAUUUUGCUAUUUAUAGGUUUAUGUUUAAGUAAAAUGAACAUUGAUGUUUUAUUCUAUAAACUACAGAAAACAUUUCUCACAAAUUACAAAACAAAAUAUUAUCAUUUAGAGCAUUUAUUCACAGAAAAUGAGAAAUGGCUGAAAUAACAAAAUAAAGACAGAGCUUUCAGACCUGAAAUAAAGCAAAACAAAAAAAAGAAAACAAGUUCAUAUUCAUAAAGUUUUAAAAGUUCAGAAAUCAAUCAACAGAAAUCUUACACACUAACUUUAUGCCUUUACUUCUAGUGCAAAAAUCUAAGCAGUUCAGUUUGGUUUGAUGGCUUGUGAUCAUCCAUCUUCCUCUUGAUUAUAUUCUAGAGGUUUUUAAUUUGGUAAAAUCAAAGAAACUAUAUUAUUUUUUAUCUCAUUUGAUAAACACAAGUUGGGACACUUUUACCUGCUGUGUGAACAAAAAAAAACCUAGAGACAAUUUCUUCCCUGAUUCCAGUCUGUUUAUUAGGGGUGCCUGACUGGAUUUAUCUGUAUCUCUGCACAUGAUAGGUCAGUUUCAGGUGAAGUGAUAGGCAGCUGGUGCUCCUCUCCUCCCCUGUGUGUGUUUUUGCCUCAUUGGUGUGGAUUGUGUUUCUCCUUUUCUCUUCACAAGCCAUAUUAUUACUCCACAGCUCUGUGGAUUCUCUAUGAAUGAUUUAUCAUGAUAGUUACUGCUCAUCCUUAAAGAGGCACCUUAACAACAAAAAGACAAUGACACAUUUUCCACCUUAACUCAAAUGUAGUCACUCAGCCAAGACCUGAUCGGUGUCUGAAGUUCUUCACUUCUUCAGUUUUGCACUGGAGCUACGACGCUAACGUAGCUAACAAGUAAUGAAAGCCUAUAAUCACCGAGUUUAUCAUCUCUGAACUGCAUGCACAGAUCAUCACAUUACUCCACACUGCUCUGAGCUGGACUUGAUUACGUGGUUUCUGACACUGUGGUACGACUUGGGAAAUGUGUGUGAUUUUUUUUGUUUGUUUGUUUUUUAUCCCAAAAAAUAUAUUUAAAGAUGUUAAAAAUGUAAUUACAACAUUACAAAAACAAAAAUACUGAUCAGUUUAUCAAUAGUGAUAAAAAACCUUUUUGAACUGUCCAAAAGAUUUAUAUUUUUAUUUUAAAAAUGAUUUAGCAAAAAUAAAGGUGUUAUUUUUUUCAUUCUAAAUUACUAAAUUUAUUCAUCAUAAAAUUUAAGUCAUUUAAAAAUAUAUAAAUAUUUAACAUUUUACAUUAAAAAAUAUAUACUAUACUAUUUAUAUUAGAAUUUUACAGAUGAAAAAGUCAUUCAGAGAGCUGGUAUGAAAUGUGCUGUCCUAAAGAAACUUUACCACAUGGCUGAUUGUGAUGGCACUUACAGUACCAGUCAAAAGUUUGGACACACUUUAAAUUCAGUGGUUUUUCAUUACUUUAAAAAAUGUCUGCUUUGUAGAUUAAUACUUCAUUAAUAAGUCAUCCAAACUAUGAAGAAAUUCAAAUGGAAUUAUUUAGAAAACAAGAAUGUGUUAAAGAAACCCAAAUUGUUUUAUAUUUUCAGUCACCUGGAAUGGCUCCCAGUUAACAGCUGUGCUGAACUCGUCAAGAGUUAAUUACUUGAAUUUCUUGUCUCUUAAUGUGUUUGAGAGCAUCAGUUGUAAAGUUGUGAAGAGUGAAUAGUCCUAUUUGACUAAAGUUCUAAACAUAUAACUACGUUAAGAAAGUAUUUUCUUCAACUAAGUAAAGAAAAAAAUUAGAAGAAAUGAAGGUGAAUCUGAAAAAAAAAUCAGGAACUUUAAAAGUAUCCUCAUGUGCUGUCACAAAGAUCAGUAAAAACGUAAUGAUGAAACUGGCUCUCAUCAGGACCAUCCCAGUAAAGGAAGACCAGUACAUUUUAAACAAGUUUAACAAACAUCAGGGAAAAACUACUUAAAAUAGUCCAUACUUUACCAGCAUAUUAGUGCAUAUAAUGCAUAUAAUGCUGCUGCAUCAUGGAACUUCAAUUUUAAAAGCUUAUGAAUAACACAAAUGGUUUGGAAAUCCUUUACUUUUAUUCAAUGACAAAGCCAACCAAAAUAUAUUCCAUUUUUUAUGUUGCAGGAUGACAUUGUCCAGUAUUUUUUACAUCUAACUAGGGGUGGGAAUCACAGGGCAUCUUACAAUGUAUCACGAUACUUUUCCUAUGAUAGCAGUGGUAUCACGCUACUGUGAUUAUGGAUUUAUCAGUGUCAGAUUCACAGAAUUUGACAACCGAUAUUCUUCACCACAGGUUUACAAAUUACCUUCAUUUGAUUACAGUGCUUCCAUGUGUAGUAAUGAAGCAGCAACUUCAGUAAGUUAAAUUAGGUCUUGUCCCACCCCUAGAUCCAAACAUAAUGGAAACAUGUCCAUAAAAAAAAGUUGGACAGUACUGUGCGCUAAUGAGACAGUAAUAGAUAGAAGUGAUGAACUGUAUAAAAUUACAACUUUUACUGUUAAUGCUUGGUUUGAAUAUGUGUACUAUUCCACCCCUAAUACUUAAAGCAGCACUAGGUAGAAUUUCCUUGAUUUUUAAAUCUUUUUAAAGAAGUAAAAUUACAGCUUGAAACUCACUGCAGCGCUGCAUUGAGGUGUAAUAGGAGGAAUAGCGGUGCUCUCGUGUCUGUGCCGGAGCUCCUCUGAGCUCAAACCAGACUCUGUAAGUUUUCCGAGGCGGACGCGAUCAACGCUCGCGAGAACUGCGACCUGCUUUCCGACCUUUAGUUCUAAUAGUUCUACUGGUUCAUUCUUUACAAACUAACAUACAGACACUCUGGCAGAAGCUGGAAAUUGAACGAAUAUGUCUGUGAAAGCCAGAAAACAAAGAGAAACUAAUCCGCCUGAAACAUUUAUAACACUCUACAGCUGUAGGGGGAGCAAACGAGCACAUAAUCUCAAUCCUACCUAGUGGAGCUUUAAGGUUUUGUAAAACAAAUAAAAAGGGUGUAUUUUUGGUUGUAGACAUUGUGACCUUGUUCAUAAAACAACCACAGUUUAAUGUGAGGCGCACAUUUCAUUUCAGAACUCUCUGAAUUACUGUUCAUAUUAUAUUUUAAGUAUGAUCCUGAAUGGGGUUUAACGGUUCUAACCUGAUUUCUGUUCUUCCAGAAGCAGUCAUGUGACAGCAUAUUGAAUUAAUGUAUUCAAGCAUCACUGAAAACAUUACCUUUCUGUACAGUCAGUGCAUUUUCUGUCAGUGGUGAUUUUAAAAACUGUAAAUGUUUCCUUUUUUUCACCUAAAUUAUUCACAACAAUUCUCCAUUAUAGUGUGGGUGCGUUUUAUAGUGAUACUGUUACUCACUUCUGUACCGAGUGCCUUGAUACUAACCUGCUUGUGAAACAUAGGGCUUUUGCAUUUCCCAUGAAUAUAAUAUUAUAUAAAUAUACAUGACAGCACCAGAGACCGAGUGUGAAAGAGAGCGAUAUCGAGGGUGUAAAUUAGUGUUUUGCAAAAAACGAAAUCCUAUAUUGAGGUGAUAAAUGUGUUUUUAAAGGUUUGUAAUACUGUUUGGUGAGACUCUGUACAGAUUGUAUAACUGUACAGGCUGUUAUUGGACGAAUCUCUGCUUUGAAUCUGAGGUGUUGAUUCACAUCAUGCUUUUUUUUUUUUCUCUUUGAAUAGACGCAGUGACUUCUGUAAAUAUAUACAGUACAUAGAUCUAGAUUAUAUGCUUGAAAUAAAAAUGCAGAAUGACUGUCAGUGA